This is a messenger RNA of Stylophora pistillata, 4871 nucleotides long. RefSeq lists its product as uncharacterized. Lineage: Eukaryota; Metazoa; Cnidaria; Anthozoa; Scleractinia; Pocilloporidae. The record is from RefSeq and is a predicted model, not a curated record. Gene Ontology annotation, molecular function: protein binding.
AAUUUACAAUUUUCGAAUAAGAAGAUAAAGGGGUUUUUGAUUUUUAAUAGCGGGAUCUUUUUAGUCCGAUAUUGCUCCAGCUACACCUUCCAAACAAAACUUGAACUGAAAAAGGUUUCCUUUUGACUUUUAAAAAUAUAAAAGUAUUUUGAAGUCGCUUUCUAAGAAAGAAGAUUGGCAAAUACUUUAAAAAGCCACAAAAAGGGAAGGAAGAAAAAGCGCCACAAACAUUUGAAGUUUUGGAAAACUUUAAUCUAUAUUCAAAAAGAAAACCUUUCAAUUCCACGUCAGAUUAUUUGCUCAGAUGAUAGUGUUGGUGUCGUCAUGAAUAUUCACAUUUCCACGUGCUUUCGUGUUUAACUUGCACGCUUUGAGCUAGACAGGGCUAUUAUUGUCUUUUUCCUUUUAUCCCGAGGUGACCACGUUGGAUGUGCUGGUGGUAACGAAAGCGGAAAGGAUCGAACCUUCUUUGCUUCAUUUAAUUAGUUUCUGAACCGUCUGUGGGGAAAUGACGAUGGCGAUGAAGGUGUCUCAGCGAAAGACUCUCACUGGUUUGUUUUGCUUCAGCUUUUCGAUAAUUCUUGCAUCAGCGAAUCUUGCCGCUAGUGUGGACCUGUGCGGUGUUGGUAAAAUUGAAGGUAAAAAUAUUACCCUGUCGUUGAACUUCUCCCAAGAGGAUGUGAUGAAAAAUGGCGGAGAAUGUAGCCGUGUUGUAAUAAUGGAAUCAGCGCGGGUGAAACUUGUGGUCGAGGAAUUGAACCUCGCUAAUGGAGCAGUCUUCGAGAUAUACGACGGCCCUCGGCCAGAUGAAGGCCAACUUCUCAGUCCAAAAGCGGACGUUGGAUUAUCAAGGACCUACACUAGUACGAGAAACGCUUUGUUUAUUGUGUUCAGAGAUGGCCAAGGAAAGGAAGGGCCUUCGAGUUUUCGCGGGAAAAUAGCGUCUGAACCUUAUCAGCACGCGUGCAGCUGUCGGUCUGUGGAUAAUGGACAACUGGAGUGUUCUGAGAGUGAUCACGAAAGAAGUUGUAAAAUAAAUUGUCAAGCGUCACAUAUGGACUUGUCAAUAAAUAAAGAUGUGAAGUGUGAUCUCGUAAAAGGAGAAUGGGAUAUUGAUAUUCACAACAUGCACCUAGCGUGUCAGAAGGUGGAAAGCCCUUUGCAAAUCAAAGCACUGAUGCAUUUCAAAUACGAUAAUGCAACUUGUAAAGAUGUUGACCUAGACAAAAUAAAAAGUACCUUCAAAGUGUUCAUUGAACAAAACAGUGACAUAAAAGCCAAGGGUGUGUGUUUUGCUGCAGGUGGCGAUGAGAAUAUGGAUUGCAAGGGAAAGAAGCUUCUAGUGAACUGCAGCGGUGACAAGCCAGCCAGAGUAAUAGUAAUAAUUACAGACCGUGUAACAGAACCUUCAACUUUAAAGGAAGCCAACGUGAAACUUCAAGAGCUGAUCAUAGCCUAUAAGAACUUGAAGUUUGUUAAUGUUUCAAGCUUCCCAGAUUUAGUCAUGAAAAAUGGAAAUGAGUCAUUCACUCCAGACAUUACAUCAGCUUCUCCUGAGAUAACACCUCUUUGUGAUGAUCCACAUGACUAUAUUAAGGUCCCUGGCAAUAACACAUCUUUUGUCUGUUCCACCUGCCCACUGCAACACUCCUAUAACACUUCUACCCACAUGUGUGACAAGUGUCCUUCUGGGAGUAGAGCAUCUUCCCAUGCAACCUCUUGCACAAAGAGCAAUGGCACCAUAAAGGCAACCCCUAUCAAGAGUCCAUGCAGUAGUGCAUGUAUGAAUGGUAUGCAUGUAGAUCCUACCUCUAAGCUGUGUGAAUGGUGUCCCCAGAAUACUUACCAGAACUCUUCAACUAUUCUAAACCCCAAGUGUGUGCCUUGUCCUGAUCAAAAGAAGACUAGCUUUCCAGGGGCACAGAGUGCAAGUGAAUGUCGCAACCCUUGUGCAUCUGGUUCUUUCUACAAUGCAUCAAGUGGUGUUUGCCAGGGUUGCCCUAUUGGUUCUUACAUUGAUGUGGAUAUGCAUGCAUUCACCAAGUGCAAGACAUGUAGUGUGGGUAAGACUACCCGAACAACUGGAAGCAAAGAGAGAGGUGACUGUUACACUAGGUGCACACCAGGUCAAUUUUACAAUUCAGAAUCAAAGGUGUGUACUCCUUGUGGAAAAGGUAAAUAUCAAGACAAGAUGGACAAAGACACUUGCAUAGAUUGCCCUGCUAACAAAACAACUCUGAAUCCAGGAUCAAAAACUUCAGCAGAAUGUGUGAUUUUGUGUGGAGCAGGACAACUUCUUACAGAAUCUAAUGAAACAUGUGAUGAUUGUCCAAUAAAUACAUAUCAGGACUUGGAUCAGCAUCAAACCAAGACAUGCAAGUCCUGUGGAGCAAGCAAAAUCACCAAUGCAACAGGGCAAUCCAGUAUUUCUCAGUGCUUGGAGAAGUGUAGCAAGGGCUGGUUCCUUAACAAGUCUGCCAACAUGUGUGAAAAGUGUCCUGCAGGACAGUAUCAAGAUCAGCAGGGCCAAGAGAAAUGCAAACAAUGUCCUACAGGGGAGCAUCAAGAUCAGCCAGGCCAAGAGCAAUGCAAACAAUGUCCUACAGGGGAGUAUCAAGAUCAGCAGGGCCAAGAGCAAUGCAAACAAUGUCCUACAGGGGAGUAUCAAGAUCAGCAGGGCCAAGAGCAAUGCAAACAAUGUCCUACAGGGGAGCAUCAAGAUCAGCAGGGCCAAGAGCAAUGCAAACAAUGUUCUACAGGGGAGCAUCAAGAUCAGCAGGGCCAAGAGCAAUGCAAACAAUGUCCUACAGGGGAGCAUCAAGAUCAGCAGGGCCAAGAGCAAUGCAAACAAUGUCCUACAGGGGAGUAUCAAGAUCAGCAGGGCCAAGAGCAAUGCAGACAAUGUCCUACAGGGGAGCAUCAAGAUCAGCAGGGCCAAGAGCAAUGCAAACAAUGUCCUGCAGGACAGUAUCAAGAUCAAGAGGGCCAAGAGCAAUGCAAACAAUGUCUUGCAAGACAGUAUCAAGAUCAGCAGGGCCAAGAGCAAUGCAAACAAUGUCCUGCAGGAGAGCAUCAAGAUCAGCCAGGCCAAGAGCAAUGCAAACAAUGUCCUACAGGGGAGCAUCAAGAUCAGCCAGGCCAAGAGCAGUGCAAAAAGUGUGCCACAGGGGAGUACCAAGAUCAGAAAGGCCAGGAGCAGUGUAAAAAGUGUCAAACUGGGGAGUAUCAAGAUCAACCAGGCCAAGAGCAGUGUAAAAAGUGUUCUGAUGGCAAAACCACUGAAAACCAGGGAACUGAUGAUUCCAAACUAUGCAUAGCCAUUAAUGUAGAGGACAAAUAUCAGAUGUCUCUUACAUUUCUUUCUCUUUCUUGGAGUGAAGAACUUAAAGACAAAGGCAGUGUGAAAUACAAAGAGGUAAAGACAAUCAUUGAGGCAGCAAUCAGAUUUGAAUUCCGUAAAGAUCAAUCAUUUAAACAUGUUAAGGUGACUAACUUAAAGAAAGGCAGUGUCAUUGCAGAGUUUGAUGUGAGCUUCAGUGGCAAAGCUGAUUACGAUUCUGUUAAAGCUCUUCAAGAAACUGUAGAUAAAGGUAGUGUGGGGAACUUGACUGUUUCUCCACAAUCACUGAAAAUUCUUUUUCAACCAUGCCAUCAACCUCUAGGCAUGGAAAAUGGUCAAAUCAAGGAUGACCAAAUCACAGCGUUGACAUUCUUAGAAAAUCAUGAGCCCUCUGAGGCCAGACUAAAUGCUAAAGGAGGGCGUGGCUGGCAUGCGAAGUAUACCAAGAGGACAGAGUACUUGCAGAUUGACUUCAAGACGGAGGUCAACAUUACAGGCGUGGCCACACAAGGAGUAUCCUCCGCUUAAGAUGCUUAUGUCACAGAAUAUAAGCUUAGCAUGAGCAAAGACGGAAUCACCUGGCAUGAAUAUACUGAAAAUAACAAAUCAAAGGUUUUCACUGGAAAUAAUGAUGCAGAAACUGUUGAGAGAAACAACCUUGUAGCACCAGUGCCAUCUCAGUUCAUCCGAUUUCUGCCUCAAAAUUGGAACAAGCGCAUCUAUAUGCGGGUGGAGGUCUACGGCUGCAUGCCCAUCAACCUGCCUGCUCCGUCACCUACAACUGGUGCCAACAUAGCCGCAAUAACAGCAAAAGAUGAAAAGUGGCAAUGGGGUGCAUAUCUUGGCAUCGUGUUUGCAAUCCUGCUUGUCAUUGGAGUUGUGGUUACUGUCAUCUGCUGGAUGAAAAAGAGCCAAGAAAAGAGAAAGGAAGUUGGAACAGAUGAAGCUCUGAUGGGAGUGAGGAAGCAUAACGAUGGGGAAUACAGAGUCAUUGAGAAAAUUGCUGCAGAGCCUGACGAUGAUGAUGAUAAUGUAGUUUGAUUAAAGAAUCAAAGACAUUAAGAGUUGAUAAAAGAGGCAAUAUAACUUGCACUUCUUCAAAGACAAAAACAGCUAAUUAGUCAUUUUAGAGUUGUGUCUGACAAACUCAAUACAAGAUAUCUAUCUUUUUCAAAACUUUUGAUUGUUUCUUAGAUAUUAAAGUACUCUGUAGAACAGUUACUUGACUUGACAGGGUGUUAGUGAUUUUGCUAAAAAGAGUACCCAGGCACAAGGGACAAAGUCUUGUCUGCUCACCAAGCUCUUGCUUUAUAUGCUCGUGUGUAGCAAUUAUAUUACGUGUAUUAAGUUAUGACCUUAAUUUUAAUCAUUAACACCUGAUAACUAGAAAUUAUGCAGAAAACCUCUUGUGGUCAACUAUACCCUUAUUCCAGUGGGGGAAAAAAACAAGUCAUUGUUUUGUUGCCAUGUUAAUUGGGCCUCCUUCAGCCUUAUUUUAAGCUGAAGAUUAUUUCAAAUGCAAUACAUAGAA